GGGCAGAACCCCUACACUAAUUGGCUAACCUUCCAACGAAAGUUGCUCGAGCGUUUUGAUCACAUCACACCCGGGCAGUGCCUUCGCCUGAUAAAAGAAUAUACGCAGCAGCCUCAGGAAACCUUGGCCAGAUAUGCAGAGCGUUUUACUUACUUAGCCAAACGCUCCGGGGUCGAUGAAAAGAUGGUGCGGACUGAUUUCGUUAGGGGACUGUCCGAUUCUUGCUUGCGGAAGAAGAUCCGCAAGAAAUGCAACCCGAUAGAACACACACUGACCGAACUCAUUCAGUAUGCCAUUAAGUACGGGAAGGAAAAUUACGAUGUAGGUCUAGAUUCGGAGUCCGACGAAGACGACCCUUCGGGUGUCCGACGCCAUAGCUACUUCGCUGCGGCGCAAAUGUUCGAGGAUCGCUUCGGGUUAGGACCGGCGAAGAAAAAUUCGGAUCGAAAAAUUUUGUCUUCCACGUCGACCUCCCGACGCUCUGGUCAAGCUCAAGGAGGUCGGGACGAGGACGAAAUAUCAAUGAAAGAGGUCGCGGCUCAGCUGGUCAUGGUAGUAGCCCCGCUGACGGAAUUCGUUCAAAACUUGCAGCGACAACGGGUGGCAGCUGCGCAACGACAGCAAACUACCAUUGCCGCCGGUACCCCUAUGACCCGACCAGCAGCAGCAGGAGUGGCCCAACCUCUACGGUGCUACAACUGCAAUCAGUCGGGCCACCUUGCAAAAGAUUGUCCGAAACCUCGAACUCAGAGUGGGCCCGCGGGGCCCACCGGACCUUCCCAAAUCCCGUUGGCUGCUCAUACCGUUGCAGGACAAGGGAGGGUAGCCAUGGUGAUGGAUACUGGAACAACGGAACUGGUGCCCCCUGUGGCCGUCGAGAUAGGACCCGAUGAGUAUAUGGCUGCGGCGAUGUUCGAAACCGGGACCAUUGGAGUGAUACGUCACAUCCAAAGGAUUACCGAGGAAAGCGACCUCGGGUCUUGGCGGUCGGGGUUCGAAGAUCUCACGACACCUGGCCCUGAGUACAAAGACGGUCACAUCGACGUGUCGGAUGCGUUGAAGGCUCUGGAUCUACAGAUCCCCGUCCCUAUUCCCUAUCUGCUAACCAUUUCCGAGGCGGCUAACGAAAAAUGCGGGGUUCCAUGUGACUCUGGAGAAAAGCGAGUUCGCGAGUUCUUUCUGUCCAAAAUUUCCUUUUUGGGCUACAUCGUCACGAUCGAGGGACUGAAACCGGAUCCCAGGAAGGUAGAAGCAGUUCGAGAAGCCCCGGCCCUGGUCACGCUCACUCAGGUUCGAGCCUUCCUAGGGCUGGCCUCUUAUUAUCGGCACUUCAUUCAGAGCUUUGCCUGCCUCGCCAAGCCGCUGAUGAACCUGCUGAAGAAGGAGGAGCAGCUGAUCUGGACGCCGGAAUGCGAGGCGGCUUUUCGGGCACUCAAGGAGGCUUUGAUAUCGGCACCCGUGUUGGCGCGUCCCGAUCCGACAAGACAGUUUGCGCUGCAUACCGACCGGCAGUCGCAAGCGAUAUCGGCGGUGCUGACUCAGCAAGGAACGGAUGGAAGGGAGCACGUCAUCGAGUAUGUGUCGAAAACGCUAAGUCAGGCGCAGUCAAACUACGAGGCGUGCAAGGACGAAGACGCGCGGGAAUUGCACCGCGCACUAUACAAGUCGGUGGUGUUGGGGAUGUUCCGGUUCUUCGUGAAUCACGAAGAUCACUGCAUCGGGGAGCACUUCGUCGUUUAUUACGUCAUCACGCGGCCCAAGCCAGCGCAGAGGGAGGGGACGGUGGCGUUGUACCAAUUUGCCCAGCUCCAGACGACCGAUCCGAGAUUGUUGGAACUCAUAUAUCUUGAGCUCCUAUCCAUUGCGCAAGUGAUCGCGAGCGAGGAAGAGGAGGUCCAACCACGAUUGCGGACGACGGCCCCGCGGAGAACGUACAACGCGGUCAUCAUCCCGGAUUACAUUGCGCACCGCGAGGAGAGGUUGGAGGACUUCCCGGAGGAAAAGUCGUUGCGAACUCCCUCGUCGUAUCCCAGAUCCCCCAAGCGGGAGCGACGACCCUACACCGAGACUCAUAUGGUGAUGACGGGUCCCGGACCGUGGUCGGUGCGCAAGCGGGUGGUGCGAGCGGUGGCGGAUCUGGCGCCACGUGUCCUGUCUCAUGUGUCGGGGGGCUUUCUCUAUCCCUCGUUUGUCCAGCACCACUUCCAUGAGGAGGACGCACCGACGACUCCCGCGGCAAUGACCGCUUUCCUUCCACCUAUUCCACCCCCUCUUAAUCCCGACAUCGAUCACUUCCUUUGAUCACCCUCGUCUACCUCUCCCCUCUUCUCUCGUUCUCCUUCUCUUCAUCGUCUUCCUCUCCUAUGCCCCAAAGUUAGCGCGUCGAGACGCG
This is a messenger RNA of Chara braunii, 2392 nucleotides long. The record is from the annotation of a GenBank genome assembly. NCBI's taxonomy places the organism in Eukaryota, Viridiplantae, Streptophyta, Charophyceae, Charales, Characeae.